AUGACUCUAAGCAAUAUGAAACGUUUGCCACGGCCCGUGAACACGCUUUUUGUAUCGGAAAAGCUGGUCUAUCGCAGUGUGCAGAUGUCCGACCUGGACAUAUUCUACCAAAUUAUCAGCGAACCCGGGUGCAUGGAAAUGGGCCACCCGCUUAUUUCCCGCCCACCAACCCAAAAGUCAAUGGAUCAUUUUGUCGAAUCCUACCAAAAGAAAGCCCUGAUAUUUGUCUUCAUCUGGCUACAAGAAAAGUCGGAGAAUGGGCACAUCAUAGCAGGCAAGCCGAUUGGGUCUCUCAACAUGUCCCCGCCAUCGCUCCAAGCCAGGGAAGAUCACCGUUCUACGAGCUUUUCCAUUUGGCUUUUAGAAGAAUAUCGUGGUAAAGGCUAUGGGGAAGAAGCUACUAAUUGGGCUGUGGACUGGGCAUUUAUUUAUGCUGGCGUGCACCGUAUUGAACUCUGGUCCUUCAGCUUCAACGAGGCAGCAAUACGGCUGUGGGAAAAGAUUGGAUUCAAAUUGGAAGGCAGAAAGCGAGAAAAUGUGUGGUUCUAA
Trichoderma atroviride IMI 206040 is the source of this 549-nucleotide messenger RNA. RefSeq lists its product as uncharacterized. Gene Ontology annotation, molecular function: acyltransferase activity, transferring groups other than amino-acyl groups. The record is from RefSeq and is a predicted model, not a curated record. Lineage: Eukaryota; Fungi; Ascomycota; Sordariomycetes; Hypocreales; Hypocreaceae.